Molecule: messenger RNA, 870 nt
Organism: Sparassis crispa
Lineage: Eukaryota; Fungi; Basidiomycota; Agaricomycetes; Polyporales; Sparassidaceae
Product: Vesicular-fusion protein
Exons: 4
Coding region: 1-870 (289 amino acids)
Biological process (GO): intracellular protein transport; SNARE complex disassembly
Cellular component (GO): vacuolar membrane; SNARE complex
Molecular function (GO): soluble NSF attachment protein activity; syntaxin binding
Source: RefSeq, a predicted model, not a curated record
AUGCCGUCCAAAUCACCAGCUCAGACGCUGCUAGAGAAGGCGGAUAAGAAAGCCAACUCUUCCACCGGGUGGUUCUCCUCUUCGUCUACUAAGUUCGAGGAAGCCGGCGAUCUCUUCCAGCAGGCUGCCAAUGCAUUCAAGAUAGACAAACUCUUCAAAGAAGCGGGGGAUGCCCACUCGAGGGAAGCGGAGUGUAGGGAGAAGUGCCAGGAGACGAAUGAAGCUGCCAAUGCCUGGUGGAAUGCCGCCAAGGCUUACAAGAGAGGUUACCCCGAUCUGGCGAUACAGGCGUUGACACACACGAUUACCCAUUUAACUCAAGGCGGUCGUUUCCGCCAGGCUGCGGAUAGAGAGAAGGAGAUUGGCCAGAUAUACCUACAGGAAGUCAACGACUUGCGGAAAGCAUGCGAGAGUUUUGAACGCGCUGGUGAAUGGUACGCGCAGGAGGAUGCUACAGCGACUGCAAACGCAUGCUACAAAGAUGCUGCAGACCUUCACGCCGAUCUGGACGAAUUCCCUCAAGCUAUAGCUCGUUAUGAACAAGUAGCGGACGGCUCGUUAAGCUCUGCUCUCACUAGAUAUAGCGUGAAAGAAUAUUGGCUGAGAUCAAGCCUGUGCGCACUCGCAAUGGCGGACACUGUUACGGCGAAGCGAAACCUCAUCAAAUAUACCUCCCUUGACACUACUUUCUCUUCCACACGCGAGGCGAAGUUCGUAAACAUUCUCAUCGAAGCCCUUGAAGCCGGGGACAACGAGGCCUUCACGGCGGCUGUUUUCGAGUACGAUCAAGUCACGAAAUUGGAUAAUUGGAAGACAAACAUAUUGCUGAAGAUUAAGAGGAGCAUUCAGGAGGAGCCUGGGCUGACCUGA